Molecule: messenger RNA, 7712 nt
Organism: Nyctereutes procyonoides (raccoon dog)
Lineage: Eukaryota; Metazoa; Chordata; Mammalia; Carnivora; Canidae
Gene: SYN3
Product: synapsin III
Exons: 14
Coding region: 220-1956 (578 amino acids)
Biological process (GO): neurotransmitter secretion
Cellular component (GO): synaptic vesicle membrane; synaptic vesicle
Molecular function (GO): ATP binding
Source: RefSeq, a predicted model, not a curated record
GGCGCCGCGGCCGAGGCACCCGCCUCGCCACCCCCCGCCCCGGGCGCCGGCUUCCUGGCGGCUCGCACGGUUAGCAAAGACAGCUGAAGCCAACUUGUGCAGGAUUCCCCUGGCUCUUCUGGCUUAAGACCCUACCACCUCCUCUCCCCGGCAUCCUGUGUUCUGGGCCUCACCUAGACAAGUCUGAGUAGGAACAAGCCAUCUCUUCCAUUCAUAGCCAUGAAUUUCCUCCGGCGGCGCCUCUCUGACAGCAGUUUUGUGGCCAACCUGCCUAAUGGCUACAUGACAGACCUGCAGCGCCCAGACAGCUCCACCAGCUCCCCUGCCUCCCCAGCCAUGGAAAGGAGGCACCCCCAGCCCCUGGCAGCCUCCUUCUCCUCUCCAGGAUCCAGUCUCUUUAGUUCCUUCUCCAGUGCCAUGAAGCAGACCUCACAAGCCCCCUCAGGGCUGAUGGAGCCUCCAGGUCCCUCUGCUCCCAUUGUUCAAAGGCCCAGGAUCUUGUUGGUGAUCGAUGAUGCCCACACAGAUUGGACCAAGUAUUUUCAUGGAAAGAAGGUGAAUGGAGAGAUUGAGAUCCGAGUGGAGCAGGCUGAAUUCUCAGAGUUGAACCUAGCUGCCUAUGUUACUGGGGGCUGUAUGGUGGACAUGCAAGUCAUGAGAAAUGGGACCAAGGUUGUGAGAUCCUUCAAGCCAGACUUCAUCCUAGUCCGUCAGCAUGCCUACAGCAUGGCUCUGGGUGAAGACUACCGAAGCCUGGUCAUUGGCCUUCAGUACGGAGGGUUGCCUGCCGUCAACUCCCUCUACUCUGUCUACAACUUCUGCAGCAAGCCCUGGGUGUUCUCUCAACUCAUCAAGAUCUUCCAUUCCCUGGGUCCUGAGAAGUUCCCACUUGUGGAGCAAACAUUCUUCCCCAACCAUAAGCCAAUGCUCACAGUGCCACACUUCCCUGUGGUGGUCAAGCUGGGACACGCCCAUGCCGGAAUGGGAAAGAUCAAAGUAGAAAACCAGCAUGACUACCAGGACAUCACCAGCAUGGUGGCUAUGGCCAAAACCUAUGCUACCACUGAGGCCUUCAUUGACUCCAAGUACGACAUCCGCAUCCAGAAAAUCGGAUCCAACUACAAGGCUUACAUGCGAACAUCCAUCUCUGGAAACUGGAAGGCCAACACAGGCUCUGCCAUGCUGGAGCAGGUGGCCAUGACUGAGAGGUACAGGCUGUGGGUGGACAGCUGCUCAGAAAUGUUUGGCGGCCUGGACAUCUGCGCUGUCAAGGCGGUCCACAGCAAGGACGGCAGAGAUUACAUCAUUGAGGUGAUGGACAGCUCAAUGCCCUUGAUUGGCGAGCACGUGGAAGAGGACAGACAACUGAUGGCCGACCUGGUUGUCUCCAAAAUGAGCCAACUCCUCCUACCCGGGGGCACUGUGCCCUCACCACUGAGGCCUUGGGCUCCACAGACUAAACCAGCAAAGUCCCCAGGGCCAGCCCAGCUGGGGCCUCCGCUUGGACAGCCCCAGCCACGCCCGCCCACACAAGGGGGCCCUCGCCAAACUCCAUCCCCACAGCCUGCGAGAUCUGGAAGCCCCUCCCAGCAGAGGCUCUCCCCGCAAGGCCAGCAGCCCCUGAGCCCCCCAUCCGGGUCUCCGCAGCAGCGAUCACCCGGCUCUCCACAGCUGUCCCGGGCAUCCAGUGGCAGUUCUGCAAACCAGGCCUCCAAACCAGGCGCUCUCCUCACCUCCCAGCCCCGGCCCCCCGUUCAAGGCCGCAGUGCCUCCCAACAGGGGGAAGAGUCCAAGAAGCCAGCACCUCCACAACCUCAUCUCAACAAAUCCCAGUCCCUGACUAACAGCCUCAGCACAUCCGACGCCUCCCAGCGUGGGACUGCAAGUGAAGAUGAGGCCAAGGCCGAGACCAUCCGCAACCUGAGGAAGUCCUUUGCCAGCCUGUUCUCUGACUAACCUGCCCGGGCUGGGGUGGCAGAGAGUUCGGGCGCGCUCUCCUUCUGCCUCAUGGUCCUUCUCAGCCUUGGUUCCCAAGGGGAACAGAAUGGAGGGCCUGCAAAAAUACUCUCUAAUGCCUCUGACCCAGGGACUGAGGAUCUCUGCGUGUUCCCACCUCCCUUUACCAUGACGUUGCAGCAUCAUCCAACCAUGGUGGGCCUUUGAGGGCCCCUGGGUUCCUCACAUCCGGCCCUAAUGGCAACACAUCGCCCUCCCACCCAGAUGCUUGCUCCCCUGCCUCAGAUAACCAAGUGAAAUGUGCGUGUGUGGCUACUUUUCACAUUUCUUGUUAGUGUUUUGCUUGCCUUUGGGGGACAGCCCGUCCAGACCUGGCCUCACCCCUCCAGAUGCAGGCGCUGUAGUGGGACCUCAGCAACUUGGGAGGCAAUAAUCUUUUGACAGUGUUUUGCAAACAGAAGGACAAAAGCCCAGCCAGGGGAACCUACCACCUACCUGUGCUAGUUCCAUCCAGGCUCCAGCUCGCCCCUCAGACCACAGGCCAACACCCAUCACCUGUGGCCACCAGUGGGCUUUUGAGAACCGUGGGAAGAGAUCAGAUCCCAUGUGACCAGCGGGGGCUUUCAGAACACGGCAAAAACGAGGGGAAGUCUUGAAGGGCCGCCCACGCCCAGACUUGACCGCCAAGAGCCAACCUCGGGCUCUUUUAUGAAGCAUCACUUGUUCCCAGCACAGGACGAUGCCCUCAACUUCCCGAGGAAGGAGUCCGUCAGGGCUCCUCCGCCCGUCCCGUGUUACACACCCCAAGAACUCUCCGCAUUCCCGUCAGGAAGGCUGUCUCCUCCUCAGGGACAAAGGAGGAACCAGAGUCAGCAGAUUAGUGGCACAGGCUGAGAACUCCUAGGCCGCCAUUUCCGACCGUUGACAGCAAGGCACGGGUAGGUCACUCAGAAGAGGGUCCCCUAGUCCCACAUGUUUAGGAAACACUGUUUCUAUUUCCUGUUUUGAGACUGGUAGGUACACAUUACAUGUCUCUCGGGCUUCCUGCAGUAAAGGAAUGAGCUUUCACCUGGCUUAACCCAAACUUAUUUGGCUAAACAAGUUCAGUGACUCCCUUUCCAAGGCCCUUUCCCUACAUCAGGUCACCCCCCAUGAUCAGAUGAGGGGCAGGGUUGCCCCGAAUCACCAUGCACCCGGUGCUAGAAACAUGGUAGGUGCCAGAACCAGCCUCCUGGUCUCGCCAAGAGUCCAGGACGUUAGAACAUAGCCGCUCGCUCUCCCCGUACAGCCGACUUUCCUACUUAAGACGUGUCCUCCCCUCCCUGUUGACAGAGAGAGGAUGCUCACGAGAAACAUGUCCUUGGCCUGGAGCUACAUUUUAAUAGAGGAGAGAGAAGAAGCUGGUAGGACAGGGCAGCACCAGGCAGCCUGCAUGUCCUGGGGAAUCAAGAACACAGAGACCACCCGAGGCAAUCAUCCCUCUUCCACGCUGGAAGGUAGGGUCAGAAAAAGUCAGUCUCGCUUGAUUCGCACUUAGUGAUAAGAUGCAGCUCAAGACACAGCACAGGGUGGUCAUGGGCUGCACAGUUUCUCAAAGUGUGGGCACAGCUAGCUUCAUUUCAGACCCAGGGAGUCAGGAUUUCUCAUCAUAAGGCCCAAACCUUAUGAUUGUCUGUCUCCCCAAUUAUUUGGCAUUUAUGCUGAGGUUAGAGCAGCAGCCCUGAGCCAAGCUGGGUGGAGAGGCCAGGGACCCAGUCCUCUGGUGAGCAAACCCUGCAGCCCCAUAAACAGUGACUGCAUGGCUUGAAUUUUCCCCUUCCUGUAAUCUGUCCCUUGUCCCUAAAAACAUCUCAAUGUUCAUGCGCUCUCUCCCAGAUACUCCAGCUACAAUAGCACACACUUCUAUCAGGCCGGGCAUCCGGAUUUUAUGACCAUGUACCCGUGAUCCAUGAUGUGACACUGUAACUGGCCCAUGGGAGCACAUUUUCCCACUGGUUUGUGUACUGGGGUAGAGACCAACGAUGGAUGGCCUCGGGAGGGCACAGAUCCCCUCUGGCAUCGGCUAGCUCCCAUUCCUUCCACACAUUCCACUUUCAAUCGCUGUGACAGUUUUGAGUGGGAAAGAGCAAAAUGAAGUGAGGACGCGAGUCACUCUGGGGAGAUUCUGAAAGGAUGUUUGUUGUGUUUCGCUUUAUGUCACAACUUCAACCCAAAGCCAGACUAGCACUUUCCCUCCAGGCUGACCUGCGGAGGCUGAAACAGCAGCAGGAUCCAUUUGGUUUGUGUGAACGUGGAGCACAGUGAAUGGGGGUUUAAGGACAUAGUCGCAGGGACACUGCCACCAGCACAGGGGAGACUCUUGGUCUGGUCUCCCUCCUGUCACCAUGGUAGGAUGGCACCGUGUUAUCUAGGUUGUGAAGUCAGCUUUCCAGGGACACUCAGUCGGCAUGUCCUCCCUCUUCCAUCACCUCUGUGUUCUCUUCAUCAUUACUGUUCUCCCUCUGAACGUUCAGUGCCUGCUGAGGAGGCAGGGAGGACGGGCCUCACCCACAAGGUCGCACAUACCGUGGCAAGCUCCAGGAGCCCCUCCGAAGGUUCUCCGGCGUUUGCAGCUGAAGGAGCCUCAUGAGCCAGGCACCGGGCACACUGCUCGGCACCCCGGCAUUUAGGACAUGCUUUUAGGAAACUAGGAAACUAGUCAAAUGUACAUGAAGUGUUCAGAUUGGAGAAAAGGGCGGUCUUUAAAGGAAUCUCAGUGUGAGGAAGAGUCGCACCGACGUAUUAGGAAGCUGAAGAAAAUCUGUGGCGGUUUUUUAGCCUCAGAGAGAGGGCUCAGAUUCCCCAGGGAGCCUGGGAAGGAAUGGGAGCGAGCCAGAUCAGGGAUCACACAGCCCGGGGGCCACCAGGGCGGGAGCCAAAGGGACCAGGUGCCAACUUCAGCGUCGGUCAGAGGAGGCUCGCAGAGCAGAGAGCAGGGCCGUGGAGCCCCACGCAGACCACGCACCACAGCGCAGAGCCACAUGGUCACCGUGGCCCCCCGAGCCUGCUGUCCCAGCGCCGGGAGUGGAUGGCUCAGGCUCUAUUCCACUUCACCCAAUGGGUCAGGGCUCGUUCUGCUUCAUGCGCUUAGCGCUGCUGAAAGGACAGGGCCGAGUCCCAGGUUAGGCCGGUCAGAUGAGCUGGCAGGUGCGGCAGGGACCGAGCCAGGUGGAGGAGCAGCUCAGGACCCAUGUGCACUUUGCUUGUCCCACACGUUUCUGGAUGUGCCUGGAGAGCGUGCCGGGCGGGGACUCACUGCACUGACCGGCGUCAAAAGCUGUCCCGACUCCCACACGGCCCCUGAUAAAAUUCAGAGAUUCGGUCUAAUAUUUGGACUCUAAGAGAAGGCAGCAUUUGGGGUUUGGUUGGAGACGAUUAGAAGUCUGGGCAACAAGCAAGUCGCAUCAGUCCGUCAACCAGGCACAACGCAGCACGGGCACAGAGGCUCCCUCGUGUUUGCAGAGACAAAUAGGCGGCCCCAGUAGGUGAGACCGCGGCUCUCCGGGCCGCCCGGCCCAGAGGAGAGAACGGCCAGGAAGUGAUUUCUGAAGUCGGGGGCACUGCUUUUAAGGCGACACCAAUCAGAAAGGAAACGUUCCUUCCACAAGGCACGCGUGUGAAUCCUUCCAUUCCCCUUUGCCCUCCAUCGUGUGUUCCGGUGGGUCCUCUCACUUGCGAGUCCCAUUUCCAGAGCCUCCCGGGGGAAGAACCCGCUCUGUGCGGCUCUUCCGCGGAGUCAGGGGCAGAAGCGGGCGAGGCCCGGGCAGCCACUGCCCCCGAAAGGAGACACGCCAGUCUUGGCGCCGCCCGAGCCGAGGGAGCCGAGGGAGCGAAGUCCAGCUCCGUCCGAAGAAUUAGGGAGACGUGAGGCUCAACAGCGGUCUCAGAACUGGAGGGCCACGCGAGGGCGAGCACAGAAGUCCACCGUGCUUACGGAGGAAGUCACAGAACCUUACGUGGGAAGGAAAGGGCCCCUCCCGUGAUUUGAGCGCAGCCACGGCCAAGCGCAUCUCCACUCAGAGGGAAGGGGGGAGAAAGGGCAAGCUCCCGUCCGUGAGAUCUGCGGGGGAAACACGGGGCGGUAAAGUCGGGAAGGCUCCGAGCCGGUGAACAACCACGUCUUCCCGGCCCACCUCCCGAGCGCUCUAAACCGUCUCGCCUCCAUUCCAGUAUUACCAAAGUGAUGUCAGAAGUCACACAGCCACCGUGCUGCUGCCAAGCCGUGAGCUCACUCUCAUUACACACCAGCAAUACAUAAAGCUCCAGUUUCAGCCUGAUGAAAAGAAUGUAGGAUUUGACAAGCUUCUAACUACAAAUUUAGCUGCUCAAGAGGAAAAGCUUGGAGGCUGGUUUAAGAAUUUAGAAUUAGAAUAAGCCACUGUUCGAGGCCUGCAACCUCAGGCGGACGGCCCAGCGCCAGCAUCCUCAGCUAGAUCGGUCCUAUUGCCGGGAGGCCCGAGGGGAGUGUCAGAGAGGAGCAGCACCUGCAUCCGUGGGACACAAGCACCAUCCACAGACCUCUCAAGGACCAUUCAAAAUGACUGCAUUUUACAAACUCAUCUUCUAGUAUUCGGUGCUUCUGGUCAUCACUCCAUCCUUGCACUCCACACCACCCCCCACCCCCCAGUGCAGCCUGACACCCCAGACAGCCAGAGACAGCAGGGUAGACCCACCAAAGCUUCUGAUAGUUCUUCAGCCCAGACCCAGUUAAAGCCACACAGCAUCUAGUGGACGCUUUUUUAAAAAGCUCAGAUAAAUAGCUCAGAUACUAUAAAAUACCACAGAAAGAAAUGUCAAAGCCCCAAUCCUUCGCCUAUAUACAUUAAGCUACUUAAAAGUGGCAUGGCCUCUAGAAAACCCUAUUAUUGACUGAAUUUUCUUCACUGUGAUGGGAAUAAAGACUAUAUCUGUAGCAAAAAAAUAUUUUCACAUGUAGGACUCAAAAUAUUCUUGCAGCAUAGAACAUUCCAAGCCAUUUCCUUAUAUGCAAAACAGGUUUUUUUAAAAAGCAGGAAAACAUUGACAAUAUUCCUAAAUAUUGUCUGCAAAUACUAAUAGUGUUCUAUUCCUGUGUUGUGAUUUGGAUUUUAAUUUGUGACAAUAGCAUGUUUCUAUAGUUGUAUGAGAAGACAUGUGUGUUUGGCCUUUCUCUUCUAAGAUGAAUAAAACCUGAAUUUUGUGUAUUUUAAAUCUUAAAAGUAAAAUGUUCUUCAAAUAAUAGGAGGCUAUCUUUGAAAAACAAGUACCUGACCAGCACUUAAAGCAGUAAAACUGAUGUUAAAAGAUGUCACCUACUUAGAUUACAAGUUAGGCACCAAGUGUUCCAAACACAAGGAAAAAAAAUUCCACUCCAGGAGGAGCCAGAUAGAGUCCCUAGAACCCAAUGUUUGUCAAAAAAAAAAAAAAAAAAAAAAAAAUGCUGCUACAGAGCCCAGAGGUUUCACUACUGAACCCGAGAAAGACCUGCAGAGAGAGGAGGUGACGGAGCAGGUGGGUGUCCACAGCACCCACCCCAAGUCCAGUUCAACCGAACUAGCUUGGUUUUUAUUCAUUUUGUAAGUCAGGCUUCUGCAAAUGAUUUUGUUUAAAGAAAGGGUGCGACUAAAACAUAAUUUUUAAAAAAUCCCCUGUAACAAUCUGAUGACAUUGAAUAGGUUUUCUGAUCAUUCUGAAAUCUCCAAGUAAUGUUGUGAAGCUGUUCUGAGUAUUUAUUCUCU